This is a messenger RNA of Gambusia affinis (western mosquitofish), 5846 nucleotides long. It is a transcript of the gene rasgrp4, whose product is annotated as RAS guanyl releasing protein 4. Gene Ontology annotation, cellular component: plasma membrane. Gene Ontology annotation, molecular function: guanyl-nucleotide exchange factor activity; calcium ion binding. Bases 202 to 2436 code for a protein of 744 amino acids. The transcript has 16 exons. Gene Ontology annotation, biological process: positive regulation of GTPase activity; Ras protein signal transduction. NCBI's taxonomy places the organism in Eukaryota, Metazoa, Chordata, Actinopteri, Cyprinodontiformes, Poeciliidae. The record is from RefSeq and is a predicted model, not a curated record.
UGCCUGUAAACACACACAACAGGAGGAGGAAGAGGAGGAGGAGGAAGAGUAGGGGUCAACCAUGGAGCUGUAGCUCAGAUGCCCGAGCGGAUCGCCACCGGAGGAGGAGAGCGCUGCAAUGAACAAGACCAAGAGGAAACCCAAUGCUGAGACUCCCAGCGGGCUGAAGAGCAGGAAGCUGGUCCAGCGCCGGAGGAACACAUGCCCCAGUCCGCAGGACAUCAGCAAGGCCCUGCAGAGCCCCGGCUCUGCGGCCAGCGCCAGCGCCACCAGCCUGGACGAGCUCAUCCAGCGCUGCCUCAACUGUUUCGAUUCGGAGGGGAAGACCUCCAGCUCCCGCGGUUCGCAGCUGGUCCACAUGACCCUGAUGAUGCACAGCUGGGUGGUUCCCUCUCAGAUGUUCGUCCAGAAACUCCUCACCUUAUAUCCUUUGAGCCGCUGCUGCUGGACCGACUGGCGCUCCGCUCCAAAAUCACAUGUUUAGAAAGUUAUAAUCAGAUCAGCGAACAGCCGCCGCUUUGUUUGGACUCCUGUAGAGCAGCUUGGAGUUCACAUUCAUAUCCUUCAUUCCGGUUUGAAUCUUUGACUCCAUUUCCUGUCACCUAUAAGGAUUGUCCGGUAGACAAACGGGGACUGAGGCGGGCGCAGAUCUGCCACCUGGUCAGGCAGUGGAUCAGCCAGUUCCCGGCCGUUUUUGAGAAGGACCCCCUCCUGGAACAGACCAUGGGGGAUCUGUGGGAGCUGGUCCGGCUGGACGGAGAAAAGACGCACUCGCAGCUCAUCGACACGUCCUGCCAAAACCCUCUUGUGAACGCAUCGCAGGCGCCUUCGCCCUCGGUGAAGAAGAGGAAGGUGUCGUUAAUAUUCGACCACAUGGAGCCGGAUGAGAUGGCCGAGCAUCUGAGCUACCUGGAGUUCAAAAACUUCUGCAACGUCUCUUUCCUGGACUACCGCAGCUACGUGGUGCGAGGUUCUGUGAGGGACAACCCGGCGCUGGAGCGAUCCGUCAUGAUGUGCAACGGCGUCUCGCAGUGGGUCCAGCUGAUGAUCCUCAGCAGACACACGGCCCAGCAGAGAGCCCAGGUCUUCACCAAGUACAUCCAUGUGGCUCAGAAACUGAGAGCCUUGCAAAACUUUAACACUCUAAUGGCGGUGACCGGAGGCCUCUGUCACAGUUCGAUCUCUCGCCUCAAAGACACAUCCAACCUGCUGCCCCCUGACAUCACUAAGGUCCUGAGUGAAUUCACAGAACUCCUCUCUUCGCGGAGCAACUACAGCAACUACCGGCGGGUCUACAACGAAUGCAGGGGCUUCAAGGUGCCCAUCCUGGGUGUCCACCUGAAGGACCUGAUCUCGCUCAACGAGGCUCUGCCAGACUACAUAGACGAGGAAAAGAUCAACCUGAGCAAACUGCAGCACCUGUACAGCAACAUCAACGACCUGCUGGCCAUUCACAGCUGCAAGCCGCCGUUCGAGGCCAACAAAGACCUUCUACAUCUGCUCACGCUGUCUUUAGAUUUGUACUACACAGAGGAUGAGAUAUAUGAGCUGUCAUACAACAAGGAGCCCAAAAACCCCAAGAUUCAGCCUGUCGCUCCUGUUAAACCACCGGUAGUGGCAGAAUGGGGAUCUGGGGUCACCCCCCGGCUCGACUCGGACACCAUCUCAAAACACGUAAAACAGAUGGUGGAUUCCAUCAUGAAGAACUACGACCUGAACCAGGACGGCUACAUUUCACUGGAGGAUUUUGAGAAAAUAGCAGCCAACUUUCCAUUCACCUACUGCACUCAAGAGACUGACAGGGAGGGGCAAAUUAGCCGAGAAGAAAUCACCUCUUACUUCAUGAGAGGAAUGUCCGUCUGCGCUAAGCUGGGCUACAACUUCAACGAAACGCAUAACUUCCAUGAGACGACGUACAAGCGGCCGACGUUCUGUGACACGUGUGGAGGCUUCCUGUGGGGCGUCAUCAAACAGGGCUACCACUGCAAAGAUUGUGGGAUAAACUGUCACCGACACUGCAGAGAUCUGGUGCGGACGGGUUGCCAGAAGAAACACAAAAACACAACUGGGUCGUGUCCGUGCACUCCCGGUCCUGAAUCCAGAUCCAAGGGCAACAGCUGGAGUUCAGAAGAAGAGACCUUCGUUUUCCCCCCAAGCAACGACACUGAACAAAACAGAGUAACGUCAGACUGGACACAGAACAUGGGCGAUUCCACGCUGUCGGACCGCUCCACUCAGACCGACCCCGGGGUUUGGACGCCUGAGAGGAGGGACCGGAGGGGAAACCACCUGUACUGUGUUGGACAUGCGUCCCCUGACAGACGGGCCAAGACGCUGCCGCACCGAAGCAGAGGUUGCUCCAUGCCGGUUUCCUUCCUUCAGGACAAGCUGGACGAGCUGCAUCUGCACAAAGACAAAAGCCGAGAGCCGGACUGAACCUCCUCUUCCUGCUCGGACAAAAAGCCAACCAGCGCCGCCGCCAUGUUUGUUCCGCCGCCGACAUCGAACUUAUCAGACUCUUGGCUGUAAAUGGACUUCAUAGUUGUGACGUUCUUGUUAGUUUGACUCUGGAUUUUUCAAGCAUUUUUUUUUGUUUCCUGUGUAAUUUAUGAAAAUCUUGUUUUAUUUGAAGAACACGUGCCUUCCAUUUCUGGUGCUAAGAUGAAUUUCUGCAAACCUACAGACAUUUCUUGAGCUUAACACACAGGAGCAGGGUAGGAAAUUAACACUAAGCAGCAAAAACAAAUAUUUAGUUCAACUUUGGCAGCUAUAUGACGAAUGAUUAGUAAAUUGGGUAAGUAAACAUAUGACUUUAUUUGGGAUUGAAUUUGAUAAUAAUUCCAGUUUUACUAAGAGCUGGGAAAUUCCGACUUCGCAGUGGGAAUAAUAAACUGGAACACCGACUACCCCCAGUUAAGGCCUACUUCCUGUUUCAAUAUGGCCGCUCCUCACAUCAAUAGCAGCAAGAUGUGGUGGAAACAUGUAGCAUCUGAAACUACAUAAACUAAAGGCAGAAAGUAAAACUUGAAAUGAUGUAUUGAAAACAAUGUUUAUGGGUAUCGCCAUGUUGUUGCCAUUAUCUUGGGUAAAAUAUAGCUUCGAGUUCCCACUUCCCAGGUAUUGGGGCCACGAUAAGAAAAUAAAUUAAAAUUAAAGUAAUACGAGAAUAAAGUUGUACUAGAAUGAGUUCAAAAUAAUACGAUGCUCAUCAGUGACGUGCGGUGAGGUUCAUAGCUGGUGAGGCAUUGACUUAAUCAUAAUCAUAUUUACAAAUAUAGACCCCCUUCAUGUUAUUUUUACAUGAGGAAAUUUUGCGCAUGCGGAUAAAGCUGGAGGGCAAAAAGUAUGGACCUUACCAGAGGGGCCGCUUUUCAUUGGCUGAUGCCCAUUCUAUUUUUAGCGCGGCUAUCACGUGCGUGGCCGUCUCACAAACAGGCUUCCCGUUAGCUAAGUACAGCAUAAUGGCAGUACUAAUACAACUUCUACACCUUGAAGCCUGUCUGCUACACAGUCUUACGUUAGCUAAACAGAUCAAUAUGCAGUGUGUACUGUAUCUGACACACACUAAAGAUUUUAUUUUAGCAGAAAAGGCUUUGGACUAAACUGUUACUUGUGUUAGCCACUGUAGCACCAAGUACAGUGUAUCAGGCCUAGGCACACUCAAACAUUUGCCAACAAAUCACAGGAAUCGCCCACUGAUUUCAAAAGUAACCAACAAAACGAUGAAUGCCCGACUUUCCCAGCCUUGCAAGAACAAUAGGCAUCAGUGAUCGUGUCCACAGCUAUAUUGAUGUAGCGGGUGUGUGGAGCUGCCGUUUUCCUCAGCCAACGAAAGCAUUUUGCUGUGACGUGCACAAUGUUGGAGGCAUCGCGUGGCUCUAAUACCUUGAUCUCGUCCAAAAAAGAUGACAUGAACUUGUUAGUUCCUCUGUCCAUUGUAGUAGCUGAUAUAUUGUGAAAAUCCGAGUCAUAAAUAUACUAUCGAAGUGGAAGACGCCAUGUUUACAUAGAUACAACGCGCCACGAGGCUUUGUUUGUGAGACUUGCGGGAUUUUCUAGGUCGGUUGUGGGCGGAGUUUGGUAAGGUCCAUUCCUUUACUUACCAUCCAUAGCCGCGCUGCCGCCGUAGAAUAAUUCCGUUAACUCAAUCAAACUUGGACAUAUUAAUUUCGUGCUGUGCUCCGCAGCAAAGGGGAAAACCGUUGAAGUACAACUCAAAACCACUUCUUUCUCGCUCUCUGUACCAGCACAGCUACGCGUAGACAGUUGCCAUAGCAACUGACAACAACGCCCCCCAAAAAACAAAUAUUUGCCACACAAAGAGCAGAACAUUCAGUCUGUUGCAGUGGUAUGGUUUUAGGCUUAAUGUUUAUUUUGAGGUUAUUAAAAAGUUAUUGCUGUGGUAAGAGGAGAAAACUAUAAAUAUAUCGCUGCACUUUACCGUAUGGCUAGCUCGCUGUUACUGUCUCUUACUCUGCAGUUGUGAAGUCUCAAUGUCUGGGAUCAUGAGCGCCCCCUGCCAUGAGGCAAGAGACUGCCUGCCUCACCUCGAAUCUGUUCUCUGCCGUUUCUUCUCGCUCCUCAGCACACGACGCACGUUACACACAGAGUUGGUGACAAAAAACACUGUACAUUAAAUACAUGAGCUAAAUUGUGGAAAAUCAGUACAUACAUUAAAUGUUUAUUAACCAUUUUAUUGGCAACGUUCAGACAGGAGGAACAUGCUCCCAUAGAAUGGCAGCCAGUGCAGUUAGUGAGUUUGAUGAAUCCCAGGUGAGGCUCAGCUCGCUGCUGCCUCACCUGCUGCACUUCGAGCAUUUGAAUGGGAAAAUGCGAAAAUUCAGCGAUUUUAAGAAAACAUAAUCAGAGUUGCUUAAGCUAAAUGAAAAAUAUGUACUUUAUAGUACAAACCACAGGGUGAAAAUAGCAAUAUAAAUUAUUUUAUCAUAUAUUAUGAUGGCCUGACCGCACAUCACUGAUACUCAUGACUAUUUUCGUAUUAGUAUGACUUCUCAAAUUUUGAUUUUAAUCUCUUAAUCUAUUUUUCGCGAUUUGUGUUUUCACUGGAUUCGUAAUACUAUUACAACUUGCAUUCCUACUGCUUUCUCGUAAAACUGAUUAUUCUUGUAAAGUCAUGCGAGAGCAAAGUCAAAAUAAUCAAAUUCUUGUGAUAUAACUUAUUACAACUCGUAUUUUAACUUAUCAAACAACUUUAUGAGAAUAUAGUCAAAAUAUGCGAUUACCGCUGAAUGAGAAUUUGGUUGAAUAUGAAAAAAGUUGUAAAAUUACUGUAGUUUACAACUUCUUAAAUUUAUUCUCAUUUUAUUUUUUUAGUAUGGCCCCAAUACUCUAUUGUACGAGGUAACAGGAAUGAAAUGCGACAUUGGACUCUUUCUGCACCACUUGGUUCAGUUUUGAAGCAACAUGAAAACAAAAUGUUUAUUUCCUGCCCUGAAAAUAACUUCAAAUUUCUUCAUUUACUGUUCAGCAGGACUGCACUGGAACAACACAGUAAUUAUUCUCAUCUUCCUCCUUUUGUCCUUUGUUGAUUUCAGUUUUAUCAAAAAAAUAAAGAGAAAUACAAAUACAGUCAUAAGUUAUGUGUUGUGUUUGACUUUCCUUUAAAAACUGGGAACCAAAAAGACAUUUUCCACUCAUCUGUAGGUGUUUACAACUGUGUUUAUUGUAUAAAGACAAGACAGCUGGCGUAACUGGUCAAAAACUCUGAUUCUGUUUUUUUAAGGUAGAAAAAAAAAAACUGGCUUGAACUACAGGACUCAAUGAACAGCAAUUAAAAAAAAUAAAAAAACGGGGAUGGAAAUUAUAUAUAAAAAUAAAGCGAAUUA